UAUUAGUGGAAAAGUCUGCACAAGUCAGAACUACACAGUUGUACUGUACCAGCCUGCCUUUAGCUAUUAGAGAUGUAACUACCAAAGUAUUUAUUUAUUUUCAUUAUUACUUGCAUAAUGAUACUGUAACUGCCAAAGUAUUUUUUUACUUACAUAAUGAUACUGUAUUUAAAUAUCAGUGUCAAAUUAAUAUUCUUGAAAUUUACAGUAGUAGUAGUAGUAGCAGUAGUAGUAUAAUUUUAAAUAGUAGAGUAGUAGUAUGAUUUCAAACUAUUAGUAGUCGUAGUAAUAGUAUAAUUUUAAAUAGUAGUAGUAGUAGUAUAAUUUUAAGAAGUAGUGGUAACAUUAUUUGCAAUAAUAAGGGGAGCAACAACAUUACAGUAUUAUAUUUUUUCAAGUGUAUGCAUACUGAAGGAAAAGUGCUCAUUAACACACUUAACCUACUUUUAAGAUCGAAAAGCUUUUUUACAGCUUGCCCCAAUGUAACAAACACGAGAAAAGUUCAAUUUCUCGUUUUUCAGGUGAAUAUUGUACCUCUUGGGAAAGUUAAACGAAGGCCUCUCGCGUCUGGUGUGCUUCUCUACCGCACAUGAAAAAAAUAUUUGAGUUGUACAUAAAUAUGGUGCAGGAGAGCUGAUGACAUCCUUUUUAAGUUUAUUAUAAUCAUGACCCUAUUGACCAAUCCAUCAAGAACAGAAAGUGAUAGAUCGUGUAUCUGUUUGCUGUUUCUAAGCGAUAACUGCGCAGCGAGUCAGUGAUGAGGCGAUGCAUUUUUUAUAAACCACGGCGUGUGAUGGCGUGGCUCGGCUCUACCAGCCAUUAUUGUGGCGCUUUCUGACGCAGCCGAAGACAGUGAUACUCUAGGGACUAAGUGGGGAGCGUCGCUGUCUGAUAUAACACUGACCACAUUAUUCCAGCCAUAUUCCUGGGCAGGGUUUCUUGCCGACAGCUCAGCAAGAGUAGCUCAGUACGCUCGGCCACAAGCCAUGGAAGUCACACCUUACGGCAGCUUGCCCUUGAAACUCAAGUAUUUGGUCAGGGCCUGUCAGUUUUUAGGAAUCUGGUGCUUCAAGAUUUCGCCCUCUCCUGCCAGUCCGAAUAGAGUAGUUGCUAAUGUGCCGCUCUUGCUUUGGGUAAUUUUUAUGAAGACAUUCCAAGUAAAUGUGAUUCUGUAUUCGAGCCUAACAAUGAUUAAAUUUUGUAGCGAAAUUGAUGUGGGUAUUAUGAUUGGAUGGUCGUUAUUUAUAGUAUCAUCUAUUCUCCUAGUCGUGGGACAGAUCUCUUUCGUUACCCACUGUCCGACUCUCUGUCACAUUUUAUCUGAAUGUGAGGCAGACGCUUGGCCAAAGGUCAAAGAGUUUUCAGUAGAGAAGAUAAUGAAUCUCGCCUUUUAUUGUUCUUACGUGUUUAUAAUAAUUUUAACGUGGAUCUACAAACAAGACAGUGAUGCGAGUCAAAUUCUGGAUACCUUCUUUUUCUCUCUUAAUAUGAUUAGCAUAAUGGUGAUAACCUUGAUCUUCCGGGAGAUGUUGAACCUUGCAGCAAGCAAUGUCAGCAUUAACAAUCUGCACCUCAACGAGCAACCCUUCCACCUCCAUACUGGCGCUGCGGAAUGCGGCCCUCUCCUCCAUCUCCUGGAAAGGAAAAUUCUCAAAAUGGAACACCUGCGAGGCAAGACUGUCGACUGCUUCUUGACGAGCAUUUCCCUGUCGAUAUGUAACAGUCUCUUUAUGAUUACUGCUAACAUGUAUUACAUCAUUUAUUACCUGAAGUGGAAGGCCUACACACCUUUUCCACCAUGUUUUUUUUACUUAAUGGCUGGCUUCGCCACUCUCAUCCACACGUGUUACAGCGCCCACAACUUCUCCCAGCAUGUGCGGCGCGUGUGUGAUGAACUACGGAAGAUGAGGACGAAGGUUCGCGGCCUGGAGGACAGGACUCAGCUGGAUUAUCUCAUCUCAACCCUGGACAGGAUGGAGACCUUCAACAUGGGCUCGUGGUUCUGCCUCAGCCCGAACACCCUUGUCUCGGUGAGUGCCGCCUUGCUGGGCUUCCCGGGGACAGAAUUUUAUAUCCGGUCUGGAAGAGUAGGCGCCAGUCACUCUUGAACACGCUAGACUGGUUUCGGCCACCCAUCCUAACUCGCUGUACUGAAAGCGCUAACGGAUAAUGUUCUUUGUUUAUAGGCGUUUAUAGCUUUCAUUUCUUGU
Scylla paramamosain (green mud crab) is the source of this 2210-nucleotide messenger RNA. RefSeq lists its product as uncharacterized. NCBI's taxonomy places the organism in Eukaryota, Metazoa, Arthropoda, Malacostraca, Decapoda, Portunidae. Bases 987 to 2108 code for a protein of 373 amino acids. The record is from RefSeq and is a predicted model, not a curated record. The transcript has 4 exons.